Messenger RNA from Dicrocoelium dendriticum, 2785 nucleotides. NCBI's taxonomy places the organism in Eukaryota, Metazoa, Platyhelminthes, Trematoda, Plagiorchiida, Dicrocoeliidae. The record is from the annotation of a GenBank genome assembly.
GUAGGCGAGAUAAAUGUGCGUCACACCCGAGUAAACCCUAGCUAGGAGAUAAUAAACAUGACACAGUGCUUUAUUUGCGAGAAAACUGUUACCUGAUGCUUUGAAUGGCUGAACAGGAAAAACGAUAGAAGUAACGGAUUAUAUGUUACUGCUCAAAUUACAAUGAUUGCUUUAGUAUCUUUUAUGAGGAUCGCUCUUUUAUGCUUUAUGUUUUGGUAUAACUUGCCUGUGUCUUUGUUAAUCGGGCCCGGUCUGACUCGUUACCACUCAAGAACGGACAGCGAUGAUACAACCUCCUGGGAUUCCGCUCCCCUAUCUUUUGGGAGUGAUGGAAAUGCAUACGCUUAUUGGAAUUGUCAUCUUAUUCCACCAAAUAUGACACUGUGCAAAAGUGUCGGAUAUUCAAGGAUGGUAUUACCCAACUUCUUGCAACACGAAAGCAUACGGGAAGUAAUUCAACAAGCUAACGUUUGGGUAGCGUUAGUCAAUACCAACUGUCAUGCGGAUAUUCAACGAUUCUUGUGCUCCCUGUACGCUCCAGUUUGUUUGAAAAGUCACCAAGAAGCAAAGAUACCACCAUGCUGGGAACUGUGUGAUCAGGUGCGUACUGCGUGCUUACCGCGGAUGCGUUUAUUCGGGUUUGACUGGCCUGAAAUUGUGCAAUGCAGCAAGUUUCCAAAGCUGGCUGAGAGCAUGUGCAUUCCACCACAGGAGGUAUCCACAGUUCAAUGUGCCCCUUGUGAGCAAGCAAUCACUCUGGAGAAUAUCGCAAGCAGUUACUGUAUGGCAGACGUGGUGUUAAGAGCUUCUCUGAGGGACGUUACUCUCAACUCGAAUGGAGCUUCGCUGAAACUCCUACCCAGCUCUAGAACGCAAGCUUUCAAGCUGUUGCGGAGAGAUGGUACCAUAUCAACCAGUUUCGAUCCGAAACACUGGGAGAACCAAAACCGUCAGAGGAAAGUACGACAUCGGUUGCUACGGUCCCGAAUGUAUCGUCAUAUAGAGCCCAAUAGAGCCGAAGAUACAAUGAAGCCAGCCUCUUCGGUAAAAUAUCCGGUACCGCAAAUGGAAAAUUGGUUGACACGGGCACGCCGAUCUAAGUCGUCCGGGUCCACCAGUUGGGUUGGGCCAUCGGACCGAAGUCGCAGCAACGGCUUGGGUAAAAGGAAUGCGAAACGGAGGCGAAGGGUUAGAAACUCCCAUUUAAGCGAUAUUGAUGGAAUAACAGAAUUACAAUUGAGCUGUUCGGCUUGCUCUGGUUUAUCACAAUUCAACACAGCAUCGGAAUAUUCUGGCAUGAACUCAAAUCGAUGGUUGAUCAUGGGACGCCGAAUACCAGAUGCCAAGACGAAAACAUUUACAAAUCAAGUCCAGGUCACUUUUCUCGCAUUGUGGGACCGUGAUUCACAAGAAUUUCGAAAGGCGCUCCACACAAUUCGCACCCAGCCAAUAGCACAACUCUGUCCAAAAAAUUCGGCUCUUGCCCUUGACUUAGCUGAACUUGGCGAUGCCGUAUCAACAAGAAAUCUGAAAAUCUUGCGUUCAGCUCCAUCGGAACUUUCGGAUGCGCCAAACACAGUACACAAGCAUGGUGAACAACGGGUGCAUCCCUUGGAAAAUCGCGUUCUUGGUACACGUAAUGAAAGCAUUGUGCCAAACGUUACCAAUUUAAGAUUGAUGCACAUAAAACCUACAAACCAGCCCAAAUCCAUUGUUGGCAUAAGCAAUGGCGGUGAGCAUUCUCAGCAACUAAUUUCAGCAAUCGGGCGCCAUGUACCGACACGUAUGGAGGCACAACCUUAUGGAGUUUCAGACCUAACCCCGGGCAUGUCAGCAUGGAAGCCAAAUCAACAACAUGUACAACGACGGCACACUUCAAGCGAAUCGCAAAGUAAUCUUGGUGAAAUUUGGCAAUCACCGGGUUCCAGAUGGUCUGAAGAAAGACCAAAUCGGUGGAUUCCGGUCAAAGACAUUGGGAAGGUGGGACGCGGCCGGCGUGGACGUGAAGGGAGACAGGGAAGACGAAAGCCUAAGGAGUCUCGACGCCAUGCGCAGUAUGUGGAUUUGCAUGAGCCACAAUGGAAACCACCAGUAAAACAAGAAGCUUCAGCUUUUGAACACGCUCCAUUGCGACAACAUCCCAUAAACCCGUACGUGAAUGAGGAACCAAUAUCAUACGCCAGUCCGUUCUGGUAUCCAUGAAGGGCGGUGGUCCAAUCUCAUUGAUGAGUUAGAUCUGCCACUCGGAACACAGGGUAUUGAUGCAUCAGUGUUGAUACUGAGGAUAUUUUUCAACCAAUUUUUCACUAAGUAUUUAGAUCCCAGUCAACACACAAACUUAACAAUGUGCACCUUCUUGAAUUGGGACGAAUUCGCAUUGGUUCGUAUGUCACAAAAUUGGUCUAUCAAGUCCACUUGUUCACUAAUCGCGAUUCGAUGUCUGACUUCAGACGAAGGGCUGGAUCUUCUGUCUCACACUCUCUAGGUGCUCGGACUUUCAAAUGCACUUACGGAAAACGUGUAACGUCGCGCAAAUCCGAUACUUUUCCAAUGUAAUCAUGAUAUUUGUUUUAGAAAAAACCAUGAAAACGCAUCUCUACCUCAUAACGGAGAAGUUUGCCAGCCCUCACCUGAUCUCAUUUGUAAAACACAUUCUAAAGAGGGCAAGUUCCUACAUCAUAGUUGACCUUCUCUUACUUUAUACUUGGUCAUUAUUUUAGGCCGUUAAUCGAUUACACAUUGUUAAUUAUGUGGUUCCUUCUGUAUGCAUUCUCCGCUUUCCCUU